This is a messenger RNA of Branchiostoma floridae (Florida lancelet), 1677 nucleotides long. RefSeq names its product protein dimmed-like. Gene Ontology annotation, molecular function: protein dimerization activity. The record is from RefSeq and is a predicted model, not a curated record. Lineage: Eukaryota; Metazoa; Chordata; Leptocardii; Amphioxiformes; Branchiostomatidae. Bases 219 to 824 code for a protein of 201 amino acids. The transcript has 3 exons.
UUGCGGGCUGGGGUUGUCGACUGAGAAUAACAGAGGGCGUGAGUAGGGUGGAUGAGAGACCGAGCGCAACAGGCCCGCAGGUGCGCGUGUGUUCGCGUGAAAAACACUUCGACGAGAGAGAAGCGGAGAAGGAAAACGCCCCGUUUCAACCUCUUAGCACGCUAAGACGCCGCCAAGACACAGCUUACGAAGAGGAAAGCCCCCAAGGUGGUUGUGAGAUGGUGGGGAAGAACAUGAUGAGCCACAAUACUACGAGUUGGACUGCAGAGCUAGCGGAGAGCGCUCUACGUGCCACCGACUACCAGUUGCGCCCCUCCCGCGGAAGCAAGCGACCUCUCAUCGAUAACCUCUCCAGCCACAGCGAUGAGGAAGACGGGGAAGACAUAUCGGGGCUCCCGCCUAGAGGAUCGGUCAGCUCGCCUUCCAUUUCAAGCACCGACGAAGCUCAACCCAAGGAGAAGAAAGCCCGAGGCGGCGGUAGUAAGAAAACGUCAAGCCCCAGACGACGUCGGGCCGCACUCAGUGCUAGAGAACGGAAUUUGCGACGCUUGGAAAGUAACGAGAGAGAAAGGAUGCGCAUGCACUCGCUCAACGACGCCUUUCAAGGCUUACGGGACGUUAUUCCCCAUGUGAACGCGGACAGAAAACUCUCCAAGAUAGAAACGCUAACCCUGGCGCAGAACUACAUCGUGGCGCUCACUGGUAUCGUCUGCAAGCUUCAGAACCAGGUCCAGGGUGACCCAAAGGCGGACCCCGACCCUGACCCCCUCCCCCCUUCCCCCAACUCAGACGCAAACCCCCCUACCGAACUAGACCGCAACUAGUUUUUAGAUCAGAUGGCUAAACUAUAUGAAUAACGGAUGUACACCUUUGAAUUUCUAUAUAUCUGGGUGUCUGCCAAAAAGAAUGGCGGCCAUACUACAAAGAUUUAUUUUUAAUACUGAUUAUUUUCAUACGCUCCCUUCCAACGUUGCGUAGUGUCGACCGGAACAUGGCAUAUUCCAACAGCCAGUUCACAAAAUUCCAAGAGUGUGAGUUUGAUAAAAGAUAUGACUAUAUGAGGGAUUGUUAGAUCCAAGUCUAAGAAAAAAUGGGACCAAAAAGUAGGUAAAAAAUUUCACAGAAUUAGAGAGAGAGAAGAAAAAUAGAAUAUUUUGAAAUGUCGCACCUUUCGGUAAAAAAGAUCCUACAAAUACAAACACCUUAUCUUCGUCUUAAAAAUAGAUUUCAUAAGUAUGGUGUAGUUUUUUUUUGUAGUAUUGUAAUGUUGAUAUGGCUGUGAAAUUAUAUAUUCCACGUCCGACUGCAUGAAAAGGACUUGUUAGGAAAUAGCUUGGUAAACUAAUUUUGCCCAGACGGCAAAUCAUUAGGGGUAGGUAAUGAGUUACUCAGUGCACUCUAGUAUAUGCAGAUAAUGCGUAUGCAUAUACCAGUGCUACCGGGUCAUAUCUACAGUCAUACGUCGCAAUUAUACUCCAAAUUAUCAUAGCUAAAACCUAAAUGUGCCCUGAAUAAAUAUAUAUAAGUAUUACUAUACUCUAGUGUAUCUCCAAUACGUUUGUAUUAAAGGCGGCAAUUUUGCUCUUUGUCGCACAUCUAUAAUGAAUUGUAAAGCUAGUUUUAUCUAUCAGCAUGUUUGUUUUUUCUUGCUCUACAAUAAAAGGAGAAAAAGCUUUA